Molecule: messenger RNA, 1249 nt
Organism: Dermacentor andersoni
Lineage: Eukaryota; Metazoa; Arthropoda; Arachnida; Ixodida; Ixodidae
Biological process (GO): regulation of transcription by RNA polymerase II
Cellular component (GO): nucleus
Molecular function (GO): DNA-binding transcription factor activity, RNA polymerase II-specific
Source: RefSeq, a predicted model, not a curated record
AGGCUGGCAAGCCCCUUCAUGAGUGCCAGCGGCGAAGAGACGGCCCUCGUGGCCGCGCAACCCCUGCCGGCGGGUUGCCGGUCUCGGCCCUUCUCGGCGCCUUCGUGCAGCCAGCCGCUGCGACGGAUGCUUCUGGACGCCGGCGGUUCGCGGCCCGUGACGCGGCCGCUGCCCGUGGCGUGCGCCGGCGGCGGCGUCGAGCUCCUCCUGCCCGCGUCCGCGAACCCGCUGUGCGCGCGGCUGGCCCGCGACUGCCACGAGCAGAACGCGACCGUGUCGCGGCUGUCGUGCGGCCGCCUCUCGCUGACCACGACGCGCGCGCUGUGCGCGGGCGAGGAGCUGCGGCCGUGGCUGUCGCCCGCGCUGCUGGCCGAACUGGGCGUGCCGGUGGCGCUGACGCCGGCGCACAUCCGCGGCCACCGGUGCUACGCGUGCCCGGACUGCGGCGCGGUCUUCGAGCAGCCCAACCCUCUCAAGGCGCACCUGGCGCUGGACGCGUGCGGCGGCAAGCCGCCCAGGCUGGCGCCUCCCAGGCACGCGUGCGCCUUCUGCGGGAAGCUCUACUCGCGCAGGUACGGCCUCAAGAUUCACGUGCGCACGCACACCGGCCACAAGCCCCUGGAGUGCCGAUUCUGCCACAGGCCGUUCAGCGACCCGUCCAACCUGAACAAGCACGUGCGCCUGCACGCGCAGCGGGAUUCGCCCUACCGUUGCGCGCUGUGCGCCAAAAGGCUGGUCCGACGCAGGGACCUGGACCGACAUCUGCGCGCAAGGCACCAGCUCGAGGCUCCGCCUGUGAUGACAGCGACCAGAGCGCCUCGUGCACAUGUGGCCACUGCGACAGCUGCAGCAGCGUCGGCACUCUCUUCAACACACGCGACGCAGACUGUUCUUCGGGUGAUGCACAAAUGACUGGUGCAGCAAGGGGGGAGGGCGUUUGUGAAAGCUUACGCCGCAGCUUACGCCAAACGUGUACGUCACCGGUCUCUCAGCACGCUGCUCAACCGGCCCACCUCGUCCGAUACAUCCUUUGGAAUGGUUCUGCAACCCCGACAUUAUCACCGACAAAGUGAGAAGUGCUAAGCGUUCGGAACACGUACACGACGAGUCUAUUUUGCUAAUAUAAUUCCCAAAACACGGGUAAGGUUGUUUUGCUCUUUCCUUCUAUAUCUUACGGACCGACAUUGCUCGCCUUACUUAAGUUUACUUCCUUAUUUUACCAAGAAUAAAAAAGAAUAUACCAUCGUCA